AUGGCACACUACUCAGAGUCCAUGUCCAUCAACAUCGGCUCAACCCACUUCCUCUCCCUCCCCCGUCCAGACGUCCUCACCGGACCACCUCCAGGCGUCGUCGACACCACCACCCUCGCAGCACACGACUUUGACGUCGACACGCGCACAGGGUUCAUGCCCCCGCAAGCACCGCUACGUCGCUUACCGGUGGAUUGGGAGCCUUGGGAGGAGGCGUUGGAUGAUGCUGUUGGGAGGAAACUGCAGCUUGGGGAUAGACUUGAUUUGGAUGAGGGGGAAAAGGUGAAUUCGGAGGUGUGGCGACUCCCCAUUCUACCGAUUACACAACUAAAAAAAUCAGAAGUCCUCCUACGCAAAGCACACCAUGUCCUCAGGUGGAUAAUGCAUUUCUACAUCCACUCCCUCCCACCACACACCCCCAUCCGUAUCCCCGCACCUUUAACCCUCCCCCUCCUCCAAGUCUCCGCACAAUUACAGCUCCCGCCCGUCCUCACCUAUUCCGACGACGUCCUCUACAACUGGACGAAGCGGAAUUUUACCUCGUAUCGGCUAGGAUUGAACUGA
Messenger RNA from Laccaria bicolor S238N-H82, 564 nucleotides. RefSeq lists its product as uncharacterized. Gene Ontology annotation, cellular component: cytoplasm. Gene Ontology annotation, biological process: 'de novo' NAD+ biosynthetic process from L-tryptophan. The transcript has 3 exons. Gene Ontology annotation, molecular function: indoleamine 2,3-dioxygenase activity; metal ion binding; heme binding. Bases 1 to 564 code for a protein of 187 amino acids. NCBI's taxonomy places the organism in Eukaryota, Fungi, Basidiomycota, Agaricomycetes, Agaricales, Hydnangiaceae. The record is from RefSeq and is a predicted model, not a curated record.